Molecule: messenger RNA, 1675 nt
Organism: Aptenodytes forsteri (emperor penguin)
Lineage: Eukaryota; Metazoa; Chordata; Aves; Sphenisciformes; Spheniscidae
Gene: CUNH21orf91
Product: chromosome unknown C21orf91 homolog
Exons: 4
Coding region: 5-883 (292 amino acids)
Source: RefSeq, a predicted model, not a curated record
CACGAUGAACGAGGAGCAGUUUGUGAGCAUCGACCUGGACGAUGACAACGUCUGCAGCAUCUGCAAGCUGGGGACCGAGAAGGAAACGCUGUCGUUCUGCCACGUUUGUUUUGAGCUGAACAUCGAAGGAGUACCAAAGUCAGAUCUUCUACAUACAAGAUCUCUAAGGGGGCAUAGAGACUGCUUUGAAAAAUUCCACUUAAUAGCAAAUCAGGACUGUCCGCGAUCAAAGCUCUCUAAAAGUCCAUAUGCAGAAGUAAAAAAUAUCUUGAGCAAAAAAAUUAACUGGAUCAUCCAGUACGCACAAAACAAGGAUUUAGACUCUGAUCCUGAAAGCUCAAAAACAUCCCAACACCAGCUUUUUAACUUCAGACAGACUGAUAGAAAAUUGCUCCCACAGUUUGACUCCCCAGUACCUAAAUACUCUGCAAAAUGGAUAGAUGGGAAUUCUGGAGGCAUCUCGAGCUGCUCACAAACUCUUUUGGAACAAAGAGAAUCCACUGAUUUCAGACUUGGUGUGUUACAAGAAACAGGUGCUACCUUCUGUUGCAGCAGUGUUUUCUGGUCUAAUCACAACCAAGCCCAGAAAGCUGAAAAAGCUGAAGGUGGUUCACUCACCAGUGAUCAUAGAAGGCAUCCUCAGUACAGCAGGGAAGAACUGACUAUGAUGACUCCUGGAGAGUUAAAGCAACUUAAUGAAAAACUGCUCAAGCAAAUCCAGGAUGUGUUUGAAGAGCUGACGCAGCAAGUCCAAGAAAAGGAUUCUUUGGCCUCAGAGCUCAACGUCCGCAAUAUUGCUAUUGAGCAGCUGCUGAAGAACUACUCCAAACUGCCGUGUCUACAGAUGGGACGAGCAGGGAUGAAAUCAAAUGUCCCCAUAUAAAGGGGAUACAACUUCUAUCCCCUUAUAGAGCUAACUUUCCCUAAGAGCUUUGAUAACCAUUAAGUACAGCUGCACAGAUAUUUAGAAGCUUUUGGGGAAACUUGGGCAGCUUUCUCUUUGCAUUCGUAAUCCAUGAGAAGUCUUAUUCCACUUUGGUUUUAACUAAAAAGGCAAAUAUUUUAGAUAUUAAAAUCUACUGUAAGAACGAUAAUUCACACUUGGGGAUUUUUUUUUGCCCAUAACUAUGCAUGAGCCUUGAAAUGAAUUCUGUGUUUUGCUGAUAAUAAAAUUGUUUCUAACAAAGAAUGAUGUAAAGCCUGUAAACCUGCCUCCUUCAUACAGAGGAAAAAUAAAAAUUUGAGUUUUGAUCAGGUCUGAUCAUGUUACAUCCAAGAGAGCUUUAAGGGGAGAACAGUAUUAAUGAAACUCAUGUUUUCUUAUUUAUUAUGAGCAAUAUUUUAUUAUUGAAAUUUUAUACUAAAUAAAAUAUCACUAUUUUAGGUACUUUUCCAGAUCUCUUUAUAAAAUGUCUGAACUACUCAGUGUAAUGUUUAUGCCUUGUGUAUAAUUGUUUAUCCUUUUUCAGGUCUGUAUCUUCCAUGAUACAAUUUAAAAAAAAAAUCUUGUUUUUUAAAGAGAUGAAUUUCACAUGUUAAUGAAAAAAAUGUGGUGGUGCAUCACUUAUUUUUAUCAGUUUUAUAACUGAAGAAUUUGGUUCAUGAGAUGUUUAAAAAAAAAAAGGCACAGCACUUCCUUUAAAUUUGAAAAAAAAUCCAUACUUUGGUUUUAAUG